GAUCAAGUCCAAGUGUCAAAUUCGUUGUCUUUGUACUAACUACUAAUGUCGUAAAUCGUAAUUAAACUUGAAAUUAUUUAAUAAAUUACGUUAAAAGUCAUGAGUAUUAUGUGUGAAUCUAAGGGUUUUUUAUUAUAAAAGUGUCAUAUAAUGCAAAAUAUUUGCUCAAUCGAUGGAAUCAACAAAGAAAUCUAUUGAAAUGGAUAUUGCGUCCAAUAGUCAAAACAUGCAUUCAGAAUCUCAAAAAGCGGGGGAAAAUAGCGAUAAGAGUAAAAACAAACUUUCAUCGGAAUCUCAGGGAAACUGUUACUGUGGUAAAGAUCGCAACCUUAAUAUAGUUGAGCUCUUAUGUGCGUCGUGCAACAGAUGGUAUCAUGAGUCCUGUAUUGGAUAUCAGUUAGGCAAAUUAGUGCCUUUUAUGACGAAUUAUCUCUUCAUUUGCAAAAAUUGUUCACCAACCGGAUUAGAAACUUUUAAGAAAAAUCAAGCUCCCUUUCCGCAAAUGUGCCUCACAGCGAUAGCAAACCUUAAACAGGAGAGCUGUAAAGAAGGCAGUAACAAAAAUAUGUUCAGUAAAGAUAGGGAGAUCAUUCCUUAUAUUGACCAGUACUGGGAAGCUAUGACUACAAUGCCAAGAAGGGUAACUCAGUCCUGGUAUGCCACAGUACAACGAGCUCUCGUCAAAGACAUACAAGUUCUAUUCACUUAUGAGGAAGACCCAAACCUUGGGCCAAUGUUUGGUCUGUUCAAUAUAGAAUUGACAAGCAUAAAGCCUAACUACGAAGCUAUGAUCAAGCAAGGGCAGCUGAAGGUCACUGACAUGGGUGUCGCAACUGUUCCUCUAGGUGGCAAUGUAAAAGGGCGUCAGGGAAAGCGUCGUCCGGCCGUGGGACUCGAAGCGAGCGCGCCGGUUGGCAAGAAGGGUCGGUCAGCUGACUUGAGUGCGUUGAAACUACCCUCGCACGGCUACCCCACUGAGCAUCCCUUCAACAAGGACGGCUAUCGGUACAUACUUGCUGAGCCAGACCCCCAUGCGCCGUUUAGACAGGAGUUCGAUGAGAGCAACGAGUGGAGUGGUAAACCAAUCCCAGGCUGGCUCUACCGGUCGCUGUGUCCCGGUAUUGUGCUAUUGGCUUUGCACGAUCGCGCUCCGCAACUGAAGAUCGCCGAGGACAGACUUGCGGUCACUGGCGAGAAGGGUUACUGCAUGGUCAGAGCGACACAUGGCGUGUCGCGCGGCUCGUGGUACUGGGAGGCGGCGGUGGAGGAGAUGCCGGAGGGCGCGGCCACGCGGCUGGGCUGGGGCCGCCGCUACGCCAACCUGCAGGCGCCGCUCGGCUACGACAAGUUCGGCUACUCGUGGCGCAGCCGCAAGGGCACCAGGUUCCACGAGUCCCGCGGGAAGCGCUACAGCGCGGCGUACGGCGAGGGCGACACGCUGGGGUUCCUCAUCGUGAUGCCGGACAGCACCGCCACCAAGUACACGCCCAACACCUACAAGGACAGGCCUCUAGUCAAAUUCAAGAGUCACCUCUACUACGAAGAUAAAGACAACAUUCAGGAAUCGCUGAACAACCUGAAGGCUCUCCCGGGCAGCCGGAUAUUUUACUUCAAGAACGGCGAGUGUCAGGGCGAGGCGUUCGCGGACAUCUACCAGGGCUGCUACUACCCCACCGUGUCGCUGCACAAGAACGUUACGGUCAGCGUCAACUUCGGACCCAACUUCAAAUUCCCGCCUUCGACCGACUGCAAUUAUAGACCGAUGUCAGAAAAAGCUGAAGAAGCAAUAUGUGAGCAGACGAUGGCUGAUCUGUUGUUCUUGACAGAGAAUGAGGGGAAAUUACGUCUGGACACGUUCAAUCUCUGAUACAACUAACACCGUUUAACGGUGUUUCUAUCAAUAUAGACUAAUGUGGUUGGAAAGACGUAAUCGUAUGUGUAACAUUUUAAAUUGGUCUGAUAACAAGCAUAAGUGACGUGUAUUAUGUGUGCUAUUUAACUUGUACCGGUUACACGAGCCGCACGCACGCAAGUGUGUGACUAGUGACGUCACCACUGCAACGUUAACUACGUCUGUCGUUGUGUCAAGCCUGAUGUAAGGAAUCAGACCCGAUAGAGCGCUUGUGGACGCGGUCAUACGUUAUGUCACGAUGUUCGUGUCAGACAUUAAGAAUCGAGUGCGUUGCGUACUACUAAAAAGUGUACUCGUUCUGUGCUAUAUGGUCAGUUUUUACUGUGAAGAAAAUGGGGGACUGUCUUCAGCACACCAGUUAGUUUUUUUUUUUUAUGAUAUUGGUAGGAUAGGCAAAUGGGUCACCUGAUGGUAAGUGGUCAUAGACAUUGGCGCUGUAAGCAAUGUUAACCACUACACCAACCUUGGGAAUUAAGAUGUUAAGUCCCUUGUGCCAGUAGUUACAUUGCCUCACUCAUCCUUCAAGCUGGAACAUAAUAAUACUAAGUAUUACUAUUUGGCAGUAGUUUUGUGAAAAACCCUAUCAGUAGUUAGAAAAUAAAGCAUCUAUCGUGACAUUAAAUAAAAUUAUCAAUGUUUCUAUUUUAUAAUAACUAUCCACAUAUUUUAAAUACCCGGUGUACUACUAGCAAGUAAGAAAAUAUUUCAUUAUUAUAAAUGUAAGUCCAACUGUUUCUUAUUGAUUGAGUGAUUCAUGUGACAAAAUCUCACACUAAAAGUUAUAAGUUUUUAUAAAGACUCGAACUUACCAAUAUCCUCAGAGGCAUAAGUGGCCUCAGUGGUCAAGUGGCAAGCUUAAAAGGCUGCUGAGGCGGAGUUGCAGUUGAAAUCCUGGCUCGGGUCAAGAAAUUUUAUUGGAAUUGUACAGUUAUGAAUUGUGAAUAACAGUUCAGAACUUCAACUUAAGUUUUAAGUCCCGGAGCCAAUUCUACUAAUUUAUAAGGGUUACGAUAUGUUAUCGAUUCAGUUCCAAAGCAAAAUCGAUUCUUUAUCUAUAUAAUUUGAACCAAAACGAUACGAUGUUAUCAUAUGCUGUAAUAUCAAAAUUAGCCUGAAUUGUAACUUUUAUGCCAAAGUGGAUAAAAAAAAAUUAAAAGAAUAGGAAAACGGUUAUACUGCCAUGAUUACAUUCUAUUCGAUGCGAUAAAUUGACAAUUUGUUAGUAGAAUUGGCCCCCUGGUCUAUCUCCGUCGCGUGUAAAACUAAGGGAAUUGAUAGUGCACAUAUGUUUGCAGAUGUAUACGUGUAAUGUAAUAUCCUGCCUAAAUAGAUAGACUCUGUGUUUAGUCUCUAUGACCGAAAUGUAUCGUUGGAUAAUUAUCAUUAUUGAAUGGUUGUUUUUGUAGGAUGAUUUAGUAUCAUUUCUUUAUUGAAAACUGAACGUAAAUAAAACGUAUUAAAUGUACCUACCAGUUGGUAUAAUUCAAUGCAUUAAUUGUUGCAAUAAAUUAAUCUCUACUGUUAUUAUUUAUUAUUUUGUCAGUAGAGUUAAUACUGACUUAAUCUGCUGUAUAGGCUAAUACAUCCUUCAGAGGUGGUCUGGGUUUUAAAAUUAACAUAAAAGUUUGGUAAAUAUGUUUAAACUAUAUGUCCUUGUUAAAGGUUGUAAAAAGUGCGCACGGCAUAGUAGUCAAUCAGCGCUGCCGUAUAAAUAAAUUAUAAUUAAAUAUCUGGACAAGAAAUGUUCUAGAAAAAUAUAAAUCAUGGUAGAUAAUUCUUACAAAUGGCAAAAUAUUAUAUGUAUAUACUUCAUACUUGCUUUGUCUAUGGAAGGUAUACAGAUAAUAAAAUGAUUUCAUUGCAAUUUGGCAAUAUUAUUUAUACCUGAUAUUUUAGGCAUAAGAAAAUAAUCCUAAGUCCAUGUAUAAAGUGAUUACGAAGAUAUCUGAGUCAAAAUAACAUAUUUUUGUAUUUAUUAACAGUUUUCGGUGAAUAUCUCAUACCAGGCAGCUGUUCAGUAGAUAUUUAUAUAAAUUUAUUCAAAUGAUGUACGUAAAUGUGUGACUUUUGCCUCCAUAAUAGCCACCUGGCAUGAUAUGUUCCCUGAUAAUUGAUUUGCUGGCUAAACAAUGCGUUGAAUUGAAUAUCAUUUUAAAGUAUGUAUUUUAAUGUGUUUUUGUCAUAGAAACAAGAUAAAUUAUUCAUAAUAUGAUUAAAUUUAAAGAUAAUACAUUAAAUUGUAAAAUAAAUUGUAUUGAUCAUAAAUAAAAACGGACUUUUCAAUGAGUGAUGUACAGUUUGUAUGAAUAAAAGUAUUCUUUGAUUGUAAGAUAUUGGAAUCUUUUUAAAUGUAAUAAAAUGUUUACAAAUG
Messenger RNA from Vanessa tameamea, 4283 nucleotides. It is a transcript of the gene ash2, whose product is annotated as set1/Ash2 histone methyltransferase complex subunit ASH2. Gene Ontology annotation, molecular function: transcription cis-regulatory region binding; protein binding. Bases 173 to 1867 code for a protein of 564 amino acids. Gene Ontology annotation, cellular component: Set1C/COMPASS complex. NCBI's taxonomy places the organism in Eukaryota, Metazoa, Arthropoda, Insecta, Lepidoptera, Nymphalidae. The transcript is spliced from 10 exons. The record is from RefSeq and is a predicted model, not a curated record.